UCAAAUCCCUUACCAUGUGAUCCAUAACAGACUGUCUCAUCCUCACUUCCAGAGGGGAUUUGCCACAAUAGAGAGCCAAAGAACAAUUCAGCUUGCAUGGACUUUUUUAAUCAAUUUGGUUUACUUCAGUAACAGAGGACUCACAUUUGUGGAUUCUGUAAUGUAGAGGAGAGCUUUAAAAAUAGUUACCUAGGUCAAACAGGGGGUUACAGAAAAAAACCAAAAAAAAAAAACCUUCCACAAUGGGUCAGCGCCUGAGCGAGGACUGUGACCCAGACAAGGAAAUUGAUGUGGCAGAGCUGCAGGAAUGGUACAAAAAAUUUGUCGUGGAAUGCCCGAGUGGAACUCUUUUCAUGCACGAGUUCAAGAGCUUUUUUGGCGUUACCGAAAACAAAGAGGCUGCAGAUUACAUUGAAAACAUGUUUCGAGCCUUUGACAAGAACGGCGACAACACCAUCGAUUUUCUGGAGUAUGUGGCAGCCUUGAACUUAGUCCUGAGGGGUAAACUGGAGCAUAAGCUUAAAUGGACAUUCAAAAUGUACGAUAAAGAUGGAAGCGGAUGCAUUGACAAAACGGAGCUUCUUGAAAUUGUGGAGUCUAUUUAUCGACUGAAGAAAGCCUGCCACGGAGAGCUGGAUGAAGACUGCAACCUGCUGACCCCAGACCAAGUGGUUGACAGGAUAUUUGAGCUGGUCGAUGAGAAUGGAGACGGGGAGCUUUCUCUGGAUGAGUUCAUUGACGGAGCGCGGAGGGACAAGUGGGUGAUGAAGAUGCUGCAGAUGGACGUAAACCCUGGGGACUGGAUGACCGAUCGACGGCGCAGUUCCGACUUGGAGUAAGGACUAAGGCUGGAACAUGGAUUGUCAGUCUACCAUGUACACAUAUCAUUUAUGUGUGUCAAAUCAUGCCGUGAUUUUGUACCUACGGCGGUUUAAUGUAUAUAAAAGGAGACAACACCACUGUCAUCCUGGCAUUGUUUCACUAUAUUCUGCUUGCAUAUUGGCUUUGUGUUUCAGGUUCUGCACUGUAACAUUAGUUACAUUACAUUAUUUAUGACAAUUUAUGGUCUAGUAGGUCUGUUUAGGUCUGUACUUUAUUGACACUGCAGCCAUAAGGUGCUUACUGUCUCUUCUUUUUUUCACCUGUGUCAUUAAAAUGAGCAUAUAAGUUAUUCAAUAAACAUACUGAAAGCCCUUACACAAACAUGUUCCACCAUUAAGAGGUGUUUUGACUUACUCAGGAUGACAAGACCUCUUCUCAGAGCUGUGUGGAGCCAUGUACAGACUGAGAUUGGUUCCUCUCUCUCUCUCACAGUUUUGUUGCACCUUUCGGGAAAACUUGAAACUUUUUUGCAUAUUAUUGGUGCUCUCAGUGAGUGGCUCUCACAAAUAUUCCCAUCAUAGCACGACAAAGUUAAAACCUGACCAGCAUUUAGUAAUGUGACAUUAAUAUUAACAAACAACGUAAAUAAAAACACCUGUAAUGGUUUUGGGGGGGUCUUUUGAAAACAAUAAACAACAUGAAUAUAUACUGGUUUCACACUGCCUGUUUUGUUUAACAGAAAUCAGAUGUAUUGCAUGAAAUAAACAAUUAACUUUGCUAGUGAAGUUUAAUUCAAUUUAAAAAAGUAGGCUAUUUAUAUUUAUAGGAAACAUCUAUAAAUGUAAUGACAGAUCCAAAGACAGAUAAGGACAAUUUCUUGGUUUUCAAGGUUGGUUUCAGUGCUUCUUUAAAUAUAUACAAACAAUAUAAAACUCAAAUAAGCAGUUU
Messenger RNA from Acanthopagrus latus (yellowfin seabream), 1770 nucleotides. It is a transcript of the gene guca1b, whose product is annotated as guanylate cyclase activator 1B. Gene Ontology annotation, molecular function: calcium sensitive guanylate cyclase activator activity; calcium ion binding. Bases 243 to 839 code for a protein of 198 amino acids. Lineage: Eukaryota; Metazoa; Chordata; Actinopteri; Spariformes; Sparidae. Gene Ontology annotation, biological process: visual perception. The transcript has 4 exons. The record is from RefSeq and is a predicted model, not a curated record. Gene Ontology annotation, cellular component: photoreceptor inner segment; cone photoreceptor outer segment.